AGAGACACUCAAAGAAAUUUUUCUAGGAAUUCGGCAGGGAUUUCCUUGUCUCGUCAAUGCUACUACUGUCGUAGCUUGCAGCUGAUUUCAUGUACUUAAAUAGGUUAUUUGACGUGUGUCAAAUUUCUCUUGUCAAAAAAAAUUUGUCUCGAGUAAACGGACGCCGUUUUCGAAGAAGGAUCUGUUCGCGUGUGCGAAUUAAAAAAAAUAUCGAACGUUGAAUUUGUCAAAAAUGUGGUGGUAGUGAUGCGCCUAAAAGGGAAAAAUAACACAAAAUCCUUUAACAGCGUCUACAGAGUAUUUUCUCGUUUAUGUCGAUCUGUGGAUAAAGGGCAACUUGAUGGUUUCAUGGCGGAUGGCAUGGCGCCGACCUUGAAAAAUGGUCAUAACUCCAAUAUAGGUUUUACUAACCAACAGUCAGUGAAACAAUCAUCCGAAGUAUCCAGUGUCGUUUAUACAGUGAGCCACUAUCCUUCAAAGCUCUUGCGCAACCUCAAUGCACAGAGGCUGAAGAAUAAAUUCAGUGAUGUGGGAUUGGUGGCUGGUGAUAGAAUCAUCAGGGCACACAGAUCAGUCCUAGCUGCCGGUAGCGCCUACUUCAAUGCCAUGUUUACUGUCGGCCUGGUCGAAGAGCAGCAGGAACUCGUGGAAAUUCAUUCAAUCUCCCCUCACAUUCUUUCCCAGCUGGUGGACUUUAUCUAUAGUGGCAAUGUGGAUAUCACUCAGGAUAAUGUACAGGAGCUAUUCGCUGCCGCCGAUAUGCUAGAAUUAGAUGAUGUAGUAGCUGGUUGUAUCAACUAUCUCAAACAGCAGCUACAUUAUUCUAAUGCUCUUGGAAUUUACAGAUUUGCUGAAGCACAUAACAGACUGGAUCUUUUGGAGACUGCCCUACGCUUUAUAGAAGUCAAUUUUCCUCAAGUCUGUCAAGAAGAAGAAUUUUUGGAUCUGCCCAAGGAGCAUCUCGUUCAGUUUCUUAGUAGCGAUUACAUUCACAUUGAUACUGAAUGUCAGGUCUUCCAAGCUGCGUACAAUUGGAUCGUUCACGACAUCCCCGCGCGGAGAUGCUAUGUAUUCGAGAUCCUCGGCCACAUACGCUUGCGAUUGUGUUCAUUAGCAAGACUAGAGCGUAUUAUCUUAGAGUGCAAAGACGCAAGUCUUAUUGUCGCAUUGCGAUCCAUUCAGAAAGAUUUAGUCUCGAAUAAAGGUUGCCUGGUGCCUCUUCAUGCCCGGCCUCGAGUCUGCGCUAGGAAGAACAUCUUAGUGAUUGGUGGAUCCAAGCGAGAACACUCCGCGGACAGCUGGGGUAGAACUGCCGAGAGUACUUACGAAACUAUCGAAAAAUACGACAUAUUCACUGGAGAAUGGAGCGAAGUAGCUCCGAUUAGCAUAGGACGCAUUCUCCCUGGAGUAGCUCUUCUGGACGGCAAAGUAUAUGUUGUCGGCGGUGAAUUAGAAUCUUGCAUAAUAGCGAAUUGCGAGUGCUACGAUCCUCGCGACAACGUGUGGACCCCAAUCGCUUGUAUGGAGGAGCCUAGAUGCGACUUCGGUCUUUGUGCCUUGGAUAAUUGCUUGUAUGCGUUUGGCGGAUGGGUAGGCGAAGACAUUGGCGGUGCCAUUGAGAUAUACGAUCCGAUCACCAACACGUGGACUCUUGACGGUUAUCUUCCAGAGCCACGAUUUAGUAUGGGCGUCGUCGCGUACGAAGGAUUAAUCUAUAUCGUUGGUGGCUGUACUCACAAUAGCCGACAUCGUCAGGAUGUGAUGAGUUACAAUCCCGUGACCAGAGAAUGGAAUUACUUGGCGCCAAUGCUUACUCCACGUUCACAAAUGGGAAUCACGAUCCUCGAUGGAUACAUGUACGUUGUCGGGGGAACAAGUAAAAAUCAAGAAGUCUUAACGUCGGUCGAAAGAUACUCGUUUGAAAAGAAUAAAUGGAGCGCCGUCGCUCCCAUGAGUAUGGGCAGAUCUUAUCCGGCUGUCGCGGCAGCCGACAGCCGGCUCUAUGUCAUAGGUGGCGAUCAGUCGCAAGAGAUCAACUUCUACCGCACGCAGAUCACGAUUUCGACCGUCGAAUGCUAUGAUCCUCACACGAACAAAUGGCACGAAUGCGCCUCUUUACCGUCAAGCAGAGGCGAAGCGACAGCAAUUGUCGCGCCUUUCUGAUUGAUGUUUCGCGUGAGUUUUUGUUCGACAUGCUGAGUUUGUAUCUUCUUACUUUUUCAACAUUUCUUUUUCUCUCGAUAUAUAUAUAACUCUCUGCGUUAUUCAUCUUUACAUUGAGAGUAUUGUAACCGUUAGAUAGGUAAAUGGGUCGCGUGUUCGCUAACAGGAAUUGUAGUUUUGUUAAUUUCUAAAUACAGUAGAAUUUUCUUAAAUUUGACUUCGUUAAUUUUGGCACCUCAUAACACAUACUUUUACUCUAAUUUACUCUAAUUUAUUGGCUUUGUAUACGCGAACUGCGUAAGUGUAUAGUAAUUACAUUGUGGAGAAGAUAUUAUUUAUACACGAUAUUCAGAUUUUUAAUUUUUGUACUUCAAAAAUUUUCUCCUAGAGGCCCAAAAUUAACGAGACUAUAUUGUAGUCUAUAUUGUAGUCUAUCGCGACACAUAUACUUUUUUUUAAUACUUAUGAGAUAUUACGUAUAUAUUUUUUUUAGAUUAUAUUCUAAAGUUUAUCUUAGACGAUCUAUAAUUCGCGACAAGAUAGAAGACAGAAAUCUAUUUGCGAUUUUUGUGCUACACACACACACACACACAUAAUAUUUUAUUUGUUUUAAUAUUUUCUACAUUGUAUAGAAUUAUAUAAAUAGAAAUCUGUCCAGAAUUUCGUCACGAAUUAUAAAUCGUCUAAGUAGU
This is a messenger RNA of Camponotus floridanus (Florida carpenter ant), 2855 nucleotides long. Its product is annotated as actin-binding protein IPP. The transcript is spliced from 7 exons. Gene Ontology annotation, molecular function: protein binding. Bases 247 to 2163 code for a protein of 638 amino acids. Lineage: Eukaryota; Metazoa; Arthropoda; Insecta; Hymenoptera; Formicidae. The record is from RefSeq and is a predicted model, not a curated record.